AUGAAGGCAAGGGGUGACAAACUGGCCUUUGUUGGUGAUGACACCUGGGAGCAAUUGUUUCCUGGCACCUUCAACAUCGCCCUUCCGUACCCAUCCUUCAACGUCAAGGACCUAGACACUGUUGACGAUGGCGUAUGGGAGCAUCUCCUGCCAUUGGCCCUGAACCGCACGGGCGACUGGGAUGUGCUGAUCGCGCACUACCUGGGCGUGGAUCACGCAGGGCACACGUUUGGGGUCCAGAGUCCCCAGAUGGUGAGAAAACUGCACCAAAUGGACGACCAAAUAUCGGAGACAGUGAUGGCCAUGGUGGAUGCCGCUGGGCCAGGCGACGUCCAUGAAGACACACUGCUGCUUGUCUUUGGCGAUCAUGGCCAGACGCUUAACGGUGACCACGGUGGUGGAUCUGACGAAGAGGUCGACACAGCACUCAUAGCCUUCAACCUCGGUCGACUGCACAGCCUCAGAUCGCCGCCCACACCUGCCCCACAAAUGGCACCGCAACCGAACUCGGAAUCGCAAUUACAAUCUCAAUUGCCGGUGGCGGCUGCUGUGGACGAAUGGCCUGAUCUCGAUGUUGUCAGUACGGUUGAUCAGGUCAACCUUGUGCCUACGCUGGCACUGAUGAUGGGCCUGCCGAUCCCGUUUGGAAAUGUGGGGUCCGUUUCUGAGGAGCUGUGGGGAGUGGCAGAGGGAAGGGGUGGGGAUGCCAACGCGGGGAGUUUGCAGCGGGCAGUAGAAGUCAAUGCUUGGCAGGUGCACAGAUAUUUAAACACCUAUGCUGCCACGGGCGCUCACCUUGACCCCACCAGCCUGUCAGAGACCAACGCACUCUUCGAACUCGGGGCACUGUCAUCCAAGUCAGGGCCGGAGGGAGACGGCGCCAUGGCUGCCCACCAGGCCUUCCUCUCGAGUGCAGCGCGCCUUGCCCGGCAGCAAUGGACCCAGUUCCACAACGGCCCGAUUGCAGUUGGCAUAUCGAUCCUGCUCACUUGCCUUGCUUGGCAAGCUUGGCUGGCAUGGUCACUGGGCCGUACGUCCUGGCUGCAAGGUCCCAAGACACACUUCCUGGACGCCUCCCUCUUGGCCGUGGCUGCCCUCCAUGCCAUCGCCAUCUUCUCCAACAGCUUUGUGAUGGCGGAGGGCAGGAUGGUGGGCUUCCUGCUUGCGGGCGUUUUGCUGCUGUUCCUUAGGGCCCGCCUGGCAUUCGAACUGCUUGUCAGCGGCCGCAACAGAAGGCUUGGCUUGGGUGCAUGUGGAGUGGUUUGUCAGGGGCUGGCGCUGCUGGGGAUCAACGCGGGGAUGGAGGCCAUCGGGCUGGUGGACCGCACCGGGGGCAACCCAUUUGACAAGUCUUCUUAUCAGCCUGGUGGCCUCGGCGUGGCGGGCUGGCUGGAAAAGGUCCCAAUGUACUGCGCCCUCUUGGCCACCCCAGCCGUGGUGGUUGGGGCCCGCCGGCAGGAAAGCACCUGUUGGCCGGAGCACGCACGCCGCCUGGUGUACUCCGCAUUCAGCCUUGUGAUAGCAUGGUGGGCGGUGCACGACGCCGGGCUACCCAUAUCCACUUCCCUCACAGAUCUUUGGGCCAAUUGCGGUCCCCCAAGCGGAUGGCAGAUUCAGAUGCCUGGCAUGGACCUGAGGGUUGUUAUGGAGGCUGCGCAAGAUGGCGCUGCUGCUGCACUUGAAUGGUGGCCGUGGGGGAAUGUGUGGCAGGAUGCCUUCGCGCCGCUGGUCCAGAUGCCGCUGGCCGAUCUGUUGCCAAGAGUCGUCUAUGGCCUGUCGCUAACGUGCGUCAGCGGGACAGUGGCAGCUACGGCGUGGCGGCAUGGGCACCCGGGGGAGGGAUGUGGCCUGACGAUCAGGCCGCUGGUGGGAGCGGUGCUGGCGCCACUGGUGCUGGUGUCCGGGCGCGUGGGCUGCCUGGUGGGGUUCCUUGGGGCCCUGCAGAUGCGCCUGUUCCUGGGCAUGGCGAGCACACAGCCACGGGGCGGGACCCGGGGCCUGGACGAGGGGGCCCCGGGGCCCAGUGACGGGGUCUUGGAGCCCAGCGAGGGAACCUUAGGGCCCAGCAAGGGAACCUUGGGGCCCGGCGAGGGAACCUUGGGGCCCGGUCAGGGGUCCUUGGAGCCCGGUGACAGAGGGUUUGCAUCGGCGUUGUGCGUGGCGGGCGUGUGGUCACUGUUCGGCACCCAGGCCUUCUUUUUCAGCGGCCACUUUUGCGAGUUCUCUGGCCUGCAGUACAACUCGGCCUUUGUCGGCUUCGGUGAAUUUUCGUUCUUCGUGUCCGGGGCGCUGCUGGCGCUCAACACGCUGGGCCCCCACCUCCUGGCGGCCCUCUCGCUCCCACUCGCGGUCCGGGGCCUCAAGGCCCGACACCCGACCAGCCCCCCUGGCCUAAGGAACCGCCCAGAUCCAAAGAGACCGCCAGGUGCCCGGGCUAGCCAUUCGGCAGAGGUGGCGGAAUUCAGGCUGCUGGCCGUGGUGUACGGCCUGCUGAGGGCGUUGACUGCACUUGCGUCUGUUGUGUCUGUGGCCAUCCAGAGGCGGCACCUGCUGGUGUGGGCCGUGUAUGCGCCCAAGUUCGUCUUCGAGGCGUGCUUCCUGCUGGUGACGGACGCGGCGCUGGUGCUGGCCAGCUGGCUCGUGGCGGCGGGGGGAUGA
Molecule: messenger RNA, 2658 nt
Organism: Ostreobium quekettii
Lineage: Eukaryota; Viridiplantae; Chlorophyta; Ulvophyceae; Bryopsidales; Ostreobiaceae
Source: the annotation of a GenBank genome assembly